This is a messenger RNA of Striga asiatica, 921 nucleotides long. The record is from the annotation of a GenBank genome assembly. NCBI's taxonomy places the organism in Eukaryota, Viridiplantae, Streptophyta, Magnoliopsida, Lamiales, Orobanchaceae.
AUGCAGCAGUUCACCUUUGGUAUCAUUCCCCCUCCCACCUUCCCUUCCUCAAUCAUCCUCUUCACCCCCUUUAUAUCAAUCUCCUUCACCAGGCUGUUUGGGUCCUCCCGAUCCCCCAGUAUCCCCGCCACGUCUGUCAGCAGUAUCAGCUUCUCCGCCCCUAAGGCCGCCGCCAGCUCACCCGCCGCCGUGUCAGCAUUGAUGUUGCUGCCCACCGCCGUCUGCCGCCACCGAGGCCACCACGGGGAUGUGGCCGGACUCCACCAGUGGCCGGAUCACUGUGGGGUCCACCCCCGCCACGUCACCAACGAACCCCAGCCGCUGCCGAGCGGACGGUCGAGCCGUCAGGAGCCGGCCGUCGAUCCCCGACAGCCCAACAGCGGUGGCCCCGGCCUGGUUGAUCAUGGCGACCAGGCCCUUGUUGACCUUCCCGACCAGGACCAUGGACACGAUUUCCAUGGUGGACGCGUCUGUCACGCGCAGACCGUCCAGGAAGUUGGGCUCGAUGCCCAGACGAGUCAGCCACUGGUUGAUCUCGGGCCCGCCUCCGUGGACGAGCACGAUGCGGAGGCCGACGCAAGCGAGGAGGACGACGUCGGCCACCACAGAGGCGCGGAGGGACUCCGACUUCAUGGCGGCGCCGCCGUAUUUGACCACUAUGGUCUUGCCACGGAACUUUUGAAUGGGAGGGCCUCCGAUAGGAUCUCGACGCGGGUUUGGGGGUCCCACUCCAUUUUUUCCGGUGGUGCGUUUGUGGAUGAUUUCAAUUGGGGUGUUUUGGUUUUGAAGUGGGGGUUCGGUUUGAGGAAGCGGACGGUGUUGAUGUGGUAUGGCGGCGGAGCAAAACUGUUGGUUUUUCCAAGGCAGGGAGAUGUGAGAGCAAGGGAUUUAGCUGCCAUGGUUGAUUGUGAGAUGAUUUGA